AUGUUUGUGUUUAAAAACACUUCUGAUAGUACAAAUGAGUCGACGCUUGAUGAGAAAAAAGAAGACGUCUAUAUUGAUAACUCCGAAUUUUUGAAUGCGUUUCACAAGGAAUUGGUCACUUUCAAAGAAAUGAUAAGUCAAGGUAAACAAGGUGGUGAUGAGAAAAUUCGACUGAACCCAUCAACAGUGUUAUUCUUCAAUGGGUUGACGAACCCGACAUAUGGGACAAUGAACACGUUGUCUAAAGAGUUCAAUAAAAUCAAAGAAGUCGAAAUCUUUGGAGAGGAAGAUCAAGUUGAGAAUGUUAAUAUGAACGAACGACCACCACUUUCGUUGUCUUUUGUGGAGUCGUGUCACAUUGAAAGUAUCAGUUUUCUGAACAUCUACUGCAAAGUGGAAAUUACGACGUUAAACAUCCCAAAUCGACUGAAAGAACUGAAACUAGACGGUGUCAAAGUUGAUGACCUUCAAACACUUUUAUUAGGUGAAAACAAAGAUGCUGAUGAUACCGAAAUUGUGUGGACAAAUUUAAAGACCCUUUCUAUACGGAAUGCGGGUAUAAGAUCAAUUGAAUUUGGACUCUUCACCGCAGACUACUUCCCUGUUUUGAUGUCACUUGAUAUGAGCAGAAAUGAAAUAGAAACACUUGAUAACGUCGGAGAAAGACCAAUUGAUGAAUUAAAAAUGAACAACAACAAGAUCAAGAAAAUCGAGUUGACUGUUGUUGGGUCGAUCACAAAACUUGAGUUGGACGGGAACAAAAUUGACUCGAUUCUACCAAUACGAGCGUUUUAUGGAUUGGAGAAGUUGUCAAUGAAAAACAAUUUGUUAACAGAAAGGUCGUAUGGAGAGUUUGAAAAGGUCUUUUCGAAAAUGUUUAACUUGCGAUGGAUCAACUUUAUUGGAAACCCAAUCGACGACAAAGGCUUUUUAAAACGACUCCAAAAGGCUAUGCCAAUAUUUGUAAUGGAAACUACUGCUGAAAUUACAUUGGAUGAUGUUGUGCUUGGUCCGGACGAUUUAGCUAGAAGUGAGACUUGGCAAUGGCUUGGAAGACGAGAAGCGGAAGACCGGAUAGCGAAAGACAAAUUAGAGAAACGAGGGAAUGGAGAGAUGUCGCGCCAACAACAAAAAGAGACGGAAGCCGACAUUAAAGCUGAGCGCGAGAGGAAAAACAAUGAAAGAAAAGAAAGAAAGGCGAAGAAACAAGCCGAACUCGAUGUUGCUAAUUAUUACCGACAAUUUGUGCUUGACACAAAGAACGACACCCUUGAUGAAAAAACUCGACGACAUGCAUAUGAAGUCUUGAAGCAAAUGAAGAAGAAAAUUGAGUCAUACAAACUCAGACAAACUGGAUAUGAAACAAAGCGAAUGAACGAAGAUUCCGAGGAAGGUAGCGACGAUGAAAUGCCAGAUAUGGACAGAGAAGAUCGAAAGGGGAGUACUUUUGUUGUUGACGUGACCAAGUGUAACAGCAAAACGAUGUUUGACCAACAAUGCAAUUUGGUGAUGGACACCCUUCGAGACAAUCGAGAUCAAAAGAGUAACACCAUAAAAUUGCAAUAUGAUACGGAGAAGAGUAAGGUGGUUCGAGCAAAUGUCGAGGUUCCACUAAGUUUGGAAGACUUCGAACAGUACUUUAGAGACGUCGUCACGUUCUUUUUGAGAGCUAAAGCCAAUUUCAAAAGUGGAACUAAUCAGAACGUUCAAGAUGAAAGAUGGAAGAAGGAGUAUCGAAAAAAGGAAGAAGAAGUCGUUCGUAUCGAAGAAGAGAAAAAGAAGUUGAGCACGUUUAAAGGUGUCGGAAAGGCUAUUACAGACCAACGUCUUCUAUCGCGAAUCAGCGAGGCAAGAAACAGAAAGAAGCCAACAUUUCUUGUGUCGAGUGGAAAUGUGUUGAAUCUCGAGACUGAGAAUGAGAAAAGUUCACAACGAGACUAUAUCAAGAAGGUUGAAGAAAUCGAUGAACCCAAAACCAUCACAAUGUACCGAACAGAUACAUUCUCUAAAGAACUUAACCCAAAUAAUAUUCUUGAAAGACUUGAGAAUUGGGACGUCAAGGGAACGGCUUUAAAAGAACCGACUUUCUGUGUUGGGAACAAAGCGAACGGAAGUGACGAAGAUCGACAGAAGUUCUACGAAUUGGUCUACUUGUGCAAACAAUUUGAUACAAAGGCAAACAAACAGAAUGUCAUUGAGAAGUAUGGAACGUCGCACAGACCAAAUGCAAUGAUAGGCACUGCACAAUUGUGUAAAUUCCAACGAGAUGACCUCUUUGCUACAAGAGCAAGUCUCAACCCAGAUAAACCAAAUUACUUUGGUGACAAAGUCGAGCCAAAGGCGAUCAACGUGCAAGAAAUCAAGUUACUUGGCACUGUCAUCAAGUUUGAUGCCAACUUAUUCAAGCGCCCAAGUCUUAAAGGAGAUGCUCUGAGUGCAUCGACCUUGGCAAGAAAGACUGUUUUGGACUCAAGAAAGAAUGCACAGAAAUCUGCAGUGUUACAGUCAUCACGAAGAUUUGGGACUAAGCCUUCUGCGCUGACAUCUACGAGUGAUGGUAUGAAUCGUAAAAACUUCAUGUCAAAACAAAGACGACCAACACAAGAAAAUGUAUUAACACCAGCCGCUGUACCUCCACAAGUUGAAGCAAGCACUACUUCAUCAACAGAAGAAUCCGUUGAUGACAAACCUGCGCCAAGCAUUCCAAACGAAUUGUUCUCAAACCCAACAGGACCAAAGAGAAUGGCAAUGAGAAGAAGUGUAAGAGGACAAAGACCACGUGCAGACCCAACUUCGUUAUUAAACAAAACACUCGAAAAGCAAGCAGAACAACUCAAACAAGUCCAAGCAGAAGCUGCUGCUGCCGCCGCUGGAACUACUCCUGUUCUUCCUCCAAAACCCGCCCAACUUGUUAAAACUGAUGAAAAGAGAGAAGUUGCUCCAAUUGAGGUUGUCCCACCAACUCCACCAAAGCCACAAAGGCUUGGCAGAGUCAAUGACAAACAAACAAUGCCCGUGAUGUCAGAUAGUGGAAGUAAGGCAUCACAAAAUGAGUCGUCGGAUGACAACCGAUUCGAUAAUAAGUCUGACAGGACACAAAAAGAGGAUGAGAGAAAGAAAGCAAAAGAAGAGGAAAAGCGCGCCAAAGAGGAAGAAAAGAAGAACCAAAAGGAAGACGCCAAACGAAUGAAAGAAGAAGAAAAGCGUGUCAAAGAGGAAGAAGCAAAGAGAAUUAAAGAGGAGGCGAAAGAAGCUAAAAAGGCAAAAGAAGACGAGAAGAAGGCAAAAGCAGAAGAGGCCAAAAGAAUUAAAGAAGAAAAUAAGAAGCUCAAGUCAUCGAUCUCUGAAGAUUCACAAACAUCUUCACCACCACCCAUUCCAGCUCCAAGAGUACCAAAACCAACAAAAGAAGAACUUAACUUACCAACACCAGCUGCUUUACAAAAUGAGGACGAAGAAGAGGAAUAUGGACCACGAAAGGUAACAAGAGCAUCUUUGAUUAACUUGAAUAUGCCAGAACUCCAAGCAACAGACGAAAUUGAACAAGAAGAAGAGGAAGAAGAAUACCCACAACAAAGACGAUUUGGUGGUAUGCUUGGAAAUAAACAACCAAGAAGAAUCGAAUCAAGUCAAGACGCAAAUGAAGUUGCAGAGGAUGAAGGAGAUGAAGACGAAGAAGUUGUUGAGCCUGAGUUUGUCAAAAGAGGAUUCCAAUUGGGAAGAAACAAACCAAAGAACAUCAGAGAUAUGUUGCCACCUGAACCUGUCACACAAGAAGAGGAACAACAAUUGAGUGAAGAACCAGAACAAAAUAUUGAAGAAGAAAAUAACCCACCACUUCCUCCUGUAAACCCAAGAAGAGGUCUGUCGCAUCAAAAUGAAAGUCAAGAGAGUCAAGACCAAAGUGCAGAACAACCACAAGAUGAUGCACCACCCCCUCCACCUGUAAAUUCAAGAAGAAGACUGAAUUUGAGACAAACAAGAAAUGGCAGACCGAGUUUUGGGAAAGCAGGUAAUGCCCCAGCAGCACUUAUUUCACAUACAGAACAACCAGAAAAGAAAGAAGAAACAACUGAGGAAAAGGUGGAAGAAAAACCAGUAGAAGAAGAAAAGGUCGUCGCAGAACCACAGGAAGAAGUUGCUUCACAAGAACCUCCCACACUCCCACCACAACGAAGACAACGAGUCUCGUUCAGAAAUCGUCCACAUAAAAGUGAAGCGUCAAACGAAGAGAAAAGUAAAGAAGAAGACGAGUUUGGGGACUACAAGCCAGUCGACACUUCAAACAUUCAACUCAACUUGCCACUUCCAGAGAAAAAAGUUGAAGAACCACCACGUGAAGAAGAAAAUGAAAGCAAUGAAGAGGAGGAACCACAAAAACCACGGAUGGCUGGGAUACUUGGUGGGAAUAGAGCAAGAAAGGUCGAAGAGGUUCAGAGUGAGGAAGUUGAAGAACCAGAAGAAAGAAAAAUGGGAGGGAUAUUGGGAAGUCGAAGAGGACGACGAGUCGCACAAAAAAGUGAAGUGUCUGAAUCGAUCAGCGAAACACAAAGUGAAGAACCACAACCACAAAAGAGAAGAGGACUUCAAAUUGGCGCGAGAGCACAACAACAACAAACAGAAGGAGAUAACCCACUUAACAUCACUAUACAAGAGAUGUCGAAUGGCAACAAAAAGGUCGAAGGAGGACUUGAAGACUCAUCGACAUCACCAAAGAAGGAGAAACGCAAAAGUUUGAAAAGAAGACUAAGUGCUACUUUGGGCAUUGGAAGAAGAGAUAAAGCCAAAGAAAAAGACGAGAAGUCUGAAGAGUCAAAGUGA
Entamoeba invadens IP1 is the source of this 4821-nucleotide messenger RNA. RefSeq lists its product as hypothetical. Gene Ontology annotation, cellular component: cytoplasm. NCBI's taxonomy places the organism in Eukaryota, Evosea, Mastigamoebida, Endamoebidae. The transcript has a single exon. The record is from RefSeq and is a predicted model, not a curated record. Bases 1 to 4821 code for a protein of 1606 amino acids.